AUGGUCAUGAAUGACCAUACCGUCGCAGAUAUCAACCUCCUGUCGAGUUUCCUAAGCGACAAUCAGCUACAAGAUCUCUCUACGAGCUCGCCAGUCGACUGCAUAGUAAUUUGCGCCUCAGCUGUUCUUUAUGGCGCUGAAUAUCUCUUCAAUGCUCUCCAAAACAAUCCAUCUCUGACCAGAGUACUCGUACUAUGCGGAGGUAUCGGACACUCCACCAAUCAUCUCUAUGAUGCCGUGAAAGCGCACCCGACGUUUUCGCGCAUCGCCGAUGAGGUGCACGGUCUUCCUGAAGCCAAAGUCCUUGAAAGAAUCCUAGAUGAGUUCUUUGACCGUUCCUUGAUCACAAAAGAAGGAUGUAAAAUUCUCCUUGAGUCACAAUCUACGAAUUGCGGACAAAAUGCUUUAUUGUGCCGCAAGGUCCUUGAUGAGGCAGGGUUUAUGGCCCCAGCCACGUGUAUAGUCGUUCAAGAUCCUACAAUGAUGCUCCGCACAAAGGCCUCAUUCGAAAAGGCUUAUCAAGAUGUGCCAUUUCCAGCGUCGAUUGUCAGUUGUCCGGUUCUUGUGCCGCAAAUGCAGUUGUCACGUAACGGGGAUCUGGAAUAUUUCGAUAACUGCAAAUUGACGAGGCGUGGGGAGUCAACUAUCCCGGCGCCACAGCUGUGGUCACAAACUCGGUUUCUGGAUUUGAUCAUGGGAGAAAUUCCUAGAUUGAGGGAUGAUAAAGACGGCUAUGGUCCCCGGGGACAGGGAUUCAUUCCUCAUGUAGACGUUCCAGGUCAUGUGGAAGCAGCCUGGUCUCGGUUACAAUUGAUUUCAAAGGGAUCCAGAUAA
Penicillium soppii is the source of this 834-nucleotide messenger RNA. Its product is annotated as YdcF family protein. Gene Ontology annotation, cellular component: plasma membrane. Bases 1 to 834 code for a protein of 277 amino acids. The record is from RefSeq and is a predicted model, not a curated record. The transcript has a single exon. Lineage: Eukaryota; Fungi; Ascomycota; Eurotiomycetes; Eurotiales; Aspergillaceae.